GUUACAGUUUUCCAUUUACAACCUUUGCGCUCCACUGCGCCUGCAGCCUCCGCUGGCCGCCAUAAAAUAUCGAAAUGUUCGCAACCAUAAAAGUUUAUGAGUGCGCCGGCACCCAAAUUGGGAUUGGCAGGAGGCAAGCUCUCCCGAUCCAGGGGCCAGGGGUGAAAGUUGUCACAACUAGCCAGUUUUCGUUGCCAGCUGCUGGGACAAGCUCCCCCCGGAAAUGGAUAAGAAUGUGGUCUUCGCAGUUAUCACCAUAUUUUGGUUACUCUUCGCCGUCGUCGGGUAUCUGAUCUCCUUCUGGUACGAGGAGCGGGGCGUGAUCCGGUGCUGUGCCAUUGCGACCGCCGUGUGCUGCUACCUCGCCUGGCUGGUCACCUUCCUGAUGCAGAUGAACCCGAUGAUUGGUCCGCGGGCCAGCCAGAAGAUCAUCUUUGGCAUGAUGAGCUACUGGCCCAACUCAUUUCUUCAUGAUGAGCCCGAUCCGUGAUGACACAUUACUUCCUACAUUAGAGUAUAUAUUUCUUGUUUAAAUUGUAAGCCCAGAGUGGAAUUAUCCUACAUUAGAGUAUAUAUUUCAUGUUUAAAUUGUAAGUCCAGAGUGGAAUCGUAAUUCAUGUGUAUUUGACAAAUAAAGAAUUUAGUUCAGAUAAAUUUA
Drosophila serrata is the source of this 658-nucleotide messenger RNA. RefSeq names its product Vacuolar H[+] ATPase M9.7 subunit d (gene VhaM9.7-d). The record is from RefSeq and is a predicted model, not a curated record. Gene Ontology annotation, cellular component: proton-transporting V-type ATPase, V0 domain; plasma membrane proton-transporting V-type ATPase complex. Gene Ontology annotation, biological process: proton transmembrane transport. Lineage: Eukaryota; Metazoa; Arthropoda; Insecta; Diptera; Drosophilidae. Gene Ontology annotation, molecular function: proton-transporting ATPase activity, rotational mechanism.